Messenger RNA from Punctularia strigosozonata HHB-11173 SS5, 921 nucleotides. RefSeq lists its product as uncharacterized. Lineage: Eukaryota; Fungi; Basidiomycota; Agaricomycetes; Corticiales; Punctulariaceae. Gene Ontology annotation, biological process: regulation of transcription by RNA polymerase II. Gene Ontology annotation, cellular component: PcG protein complex; transcription regulator complex. The transcript has 3 exons. The coding region runs from base 149 to 613 and encodes 154 amino acids. Gene Ontology annotation, molecular function: DNA-binding transcription factor activity, RNA polymerase II-specific; RNA polymerase II cis-regulatory region sequence-specific DNA binding. The record is from RefSeq and is a predicted model, not a curated record.
CGCGGAUCCCACCAUCCGUCGGUCGUCAUUCCCGAACAUCGCGUCGUCAUCCUCACUCCAGUUUCCAGAGGGUGCACGCGGGCGAAGCUACUCAGACACGCUGCACCCGAGCACCAGCGGCUACGGACAAUGCUCUCCUUAUGACUAUAUGCGCACUCCGUACGCCUCGCACGGCGCGCCGCGCGUGUACGCUGGAUCCCCAAUGGGCCCACAUGGCGAACACGCUCAUCGCAUGCCCAGCGGCCUUGUCGGCCCCGAACCAGAAUACGGCGCGCCUACCGGGAUGUAUAGGGCACCGUCCACCAGCGAAAUUCCCGCUCCGGUACCCGGUCCGAGCACUCGAGGAGCGAGAUAUGACUGCAGCUACUGCGGGAAAACGUUCAACCGCCCCAGCAGCUUGAAGAUUCAUAUCAAUUCGCAUACAAAGGAGAAGCCCUUCCAAUGCCCUGUCGAAGGCUGCGGACGUGCCUUCAGUGUUCUCAGCAACAUGCGCCGGCAUGCACGUGUUCACUCGCAGCCCAAGCGACCUCGCCGGGGCUCCCAGUCAAGCGCAGAGGGAUCCUCGAACCCGGUCACGGAGGAUGAGGAGGACGAGAAGCCGAUGGAGGCAUAGUCGGCCUUCUAAGGCCUGGCCGUCGCAAAGGCAUACUGCGGCCCCUUUACGACACCCUCAUCCCCAAGGCAAGCACUGCACCGUUGGAAUGUCAAUCCCUCCCGGCGAUCGCGUCCGCGCCGCAACUACGAUAACGACAUGUUACGAACCUACACUUACGCCAUGCCGGCUCCGAUAUCUCGGCACACCAUCACGAUCCACCUCAGCUGGCUUCGCGCGCGAACAUCAUCUCGCCGCAGCUCAGUCGUAACAAAAACCUCCUCAGAGCCAUCGUCUUCCGAAGACUGCAUUACUACAGACUCUCACGA